AUGGAUACUGGUUUCUCCCAGCAAUUUAUUCCGGGGCCCGAGUUUCCGAGCCCUGCGGAGUCCAACGCACAUAUACCGUCUGAUUACGCCGGCCUAGCGAUUCCACUGGAUCCGACCUCCUUCUUCCAUAUUGUCCCUACUGUGUCGAACGGGCAAUUUAUCGGCAUUUCUCAGUCGCCCAAUGCUUCCACUAAUGCCAAUCUUGCUCACGAUGCAGGUUUAUCUACACAUUCAUAUGACGAUUCUUUUACAUCACACGGCACUCAUCCGAAUUUGAAUGAUAGGUCCUCUGACCAGGUAUAUUCUACCUUCCCUCCAAUGGACAGUUCAAAUUUUGCGAACAUGAGUACGAAUACGAAUACCACGCUUGAGAGAGUUCCUACGAUGCCUAUCAAUUCGGGGGCCUUUGAAGACUUUGCACGCCAAUGGCCUAAUUUCACACAAGCUCCAACUAGCCUCGCAACGACGGUCGAUUCGGCGCCUCGAUAUUCUUACAAUCCCAAUACAGCUACACACUCUUCACCUCCUAUUCAACCCCCAAUGUCUGCACCACCAGUAAGAUAUCCAGAAGAUUCCGAAGAAAUACAGCAUCAUUCCCCUCAACAUCCUUUUCUGCAUGGACAGGUUAUGAUGAAUGCAGGAGCCCAUUCUGUCAACCCGGAAGCGGUACCCCGACAAGCCCGGAAUUUACAGUCAUUUUCUCAUUCUGGUGCCCCGGCUGUUAAUCAUCAUCAGAGGCGACAUCACCGUACAAACCCCCUUGGUCCUGCUCCAUCAGCAAUAUCCUCUCACCACAGGGCCAGGUCCAACACCCAUUCUUCACGGGCACGGCAACGGCCUACAACCACGAGCUCUCCGGCAAAUUAUUCGCAAGUUUCAUCCGCCCAGUCAUCAGUAAUUCACAAUCAGAGAAACCACACCUCCAACAACGCCGCUCACCAUUCCCCAUCUACGACAAUACCAGCAGGCCGGCCAUCCACACAACAUCAUGAAGUAUCCGCUCAAGUAUCUGAAGGCGAUCAAGUGCAAGAUUGGGUACAGAAUAUGCGUCCCGGCGAACUCCGAGCUAUAUACGAAGCCACUCUGGCUCGUAGCCGGAGGGCAGAAUCCGCCUACUUUAUUUCCGCCGUCAGCAAAAAGAUACUUGACUCCCCGCGGGAAUGCCGUCCUGAGCCCAAAGAAACAGAAGAGUUAACCGUCAAUAUGGAAUGCAAAGUCUGCAUGACCCAGCUCGUAGACACCGUGUUGCUGCCAUGCGGACACGCAAUACUCUGCCAGUGGUGCGCAGACAAGCUCAUCCCUUCCUCAAAUGGCUAUCCAAAGGGAAAGACAGCCUGUCCUAUGUGCCGGGAUCCUAUAAAGCAAAAGGUACGCAUAUUCACUGGAUAG
Aspergillus versicolor CBS 583.65 is the source of this 1389-nucleotide messenger RNA. RefSeq names its product C3HC4 finger protein. The transcript has a single exon. NCBI's taxonomy places the organism in Eukaryota, Fungi, Ascomycota, Eurotiomycetes, Eurotiales, Aspergillaceae. Gene Ontology annotation, molecular function: ubiquitin protein ligase activity. The record is from RefSeq and is a predicted model, not a curated record. Gene Ontology annotation, biological process: protein ubiquitination. Bases 1 to 1389 code for a protein of 462 amino acids.